Auanema sp. JU1783 is the source of this 1728-nucleotide messenger RNA. The record is from the annotation of a GenBank genome assembly. NCBI's taxonomy places the organism in Eukaryota, Metazoa, Nematoda, Chromadorea, Rhabditida, Rhabditidae.
AUGGUCAGAGAUUUGAACAAAGCUCUAAGGGAAGGUGUCUUCGGACUGCCUUGGUUUUUUGCUACAGCUCCUCAAAGAAAGUUGAAUGAAGUAAAACCAUAUAUUAUCGAGGGAUAUGAUAUUGUCCAUGUUUGUUCCGAAGUCGAUAACUUGAUUCCUCGAGGAAAGAAGGGGGAAAUGAGCAAAACUAAGCUGUCUUUAUACUUGGCAUCACAAUUAGUAUAUGGUCUGGCAUUGAUACUGGAAAGAAAAUUUAUGCUCUUAGAAGUUGAUGCCCAGUUAGUAUACGAAUCCUUCAUACGAAUCUCCUGUUUUGAUGAAUUGAGGGCGCCGCUAACAUCAACCAGACCGAAGAAAGGAAAAAGGAAAAGUAAAACUCAGUUGGAUGAUCUUCACAUCGAUUUCGAUGAGAGUUUCUUCAAAGCGGUAGACUUGCCAUUACCAAAUACUGAAUAUGCAACAACUGAUAUGGAUCUCAUUACAUUAAAAGAAGUCUCUCAUAAAAGAAGCUUACUUUUAGAUUCAUUUGAUCAUAGAAACGCAUUAGACAUAUUUGACGAGCAAACUUGUUUUCAAACUCAAACAAAUACCGAAAAGGAUAAACUCACCAAUCUGAAUUUCAGUGCUAAACAACUGAUGAAUGACGAGAUUUCUUUCUUUCUUCCCUCUAUCAAUAGCUCGUUUACUCGAAAAAAUCCCAUUAACCUUACUGCUAAGACUAGCACCCAAAAUAGUAAAGACGAAAUGAUGAACGGCGAAAUCAUCGAAAUAUCAACCACUGAGAAACACGUAUACUUGAAUAAUUCUGGAGAAAAUGAUGACUUGCUCAAAAUUUCUCAAGAACUUGUAAACUUGUCACCUCAACACACUCAAACAAGUUUAGCGGUCAUCAAACCGCUUCCUGACACUCCUAAGAGAAGAAGCUACGAGUCCUUGGAGUUUGAAUUGGAAGCUUUGAAACAUCCGUUCAAAUCUGUAGCGCCUGCCAGGAAACGUAAAUUGCUACGUGAUGAGAUUAUGCAAUUAACUUUUGACCAACUUCGAGCAAACAUGGAUGAUUUUUCGGACACUAUGAGUCGUCCCUCACUUUAUAAGGAGAAAAAAUAUCCAACAGCUGAGGAAUUAUUCAAUGUAGAACCUUAUUGGUAUCCUAAAAACUGUGUUCAGAGAACUUUAUUUAAAUCUUGUACCGCUCCACAUUGUGAUGAGCCUGGUCAACAAAAUCCAUCAUCGCAGAAGACUGUACAAGAUGAAUCUGAGGAGGAAAGAACAGAACCCCAAUCGUUUUUGUCUAAUUGGUUGAAUGCAAGGAAUGGUUAUAGUUAUAUAAGAGAAACACCUGAACGGAAUUGUUUUGAAAUUCUUAAUGCUACAACCCAGAAGGACAACUCUCUGAGCCAACCUGUUUUAGCUGGAAACAUACCCAAUCCCGAUUUCAAUGAAACUGUGAAAUCGAAUCUGAAAGAAUCUCAAGAAUUUUCUCCCAGUCAGCAGUUCAACUAUUUCGGUAGCAAAGCAAACCGAUCUGCAAAAGAAAGAAUAACGCUUGUGAUAAUUGAGAGUGUUCAGCCCAUUUUUUUAUCCCAAAUCUUCCCUGUCAAAUUAACUUCACGAAAAACUGCUGCUGCAGCAUUCCAAAGUGUUUUAGAAUUAUUGAAAGACGGCACAUUGGUUGUGGAGCAGCUUACUCCUUAUGGAGACAUCUGUCUGAAACGAUCCGGCCUGUAG